Messenger RNA from Synchiropus splendidus (mandarinfish), 3884 nucleotides. RefSeq names its product potassium inwardly rectifying channel subfamily J member 5 (gene kcnj5). The transcript has 4 exons. The record is from RefSeq and is a predicted model, not a curated record. Gene Ontology annotation, cellular component: plasma membrane. NCBI's taxonomy places the organism in Eukaryota, Metazoa, Chordata, Actinopteri, Syngnathiformes, Callionymidae. Gene Ontology annotation, molecular function: G-protein activated inward rectifier potassium channel activity. Gene Ontology annotation, biological process: regulation of monoatomic ion transmembrane transport; potassium ion import across plasma membrane. The coding region runs from base 169 to 1485 and encodes 438 amino acids.
UGGUGAGCAGUGGAGAGCAGAAGCAUCCGAGUGGAUGAGAGGAGUGCAGUUGUCGAUAGAACCAAAAGGAGUGCGCAGUCCUGAAGAGGAGAGCUGCUGUGCGAUGCCUGGAAGGAAGCCUGCCAGCUCCCCCUGCACAGACCUGAAGGUGUUGAGCUUCAGCUGAGGAUGGCAGGAGAUUCUCGAAUCCUCAUGGACCACAACAUGGAGAUAGGAGUCACACCUGCUCAGGUGAAGAAGCUUCCCAAACACCUACGGGAGGCGCAGAUCUCAACUGAAAGAACCCACCUGAUAUCCGACCCUGCCAAAAAGCCACGUCAGCGCUACGUGCAGAAGGAUGGCAAGUGCAACGUUCACCACGGAAACGUGCAAGAGACCUACCGUUACCUCAGUGACCUGUUCACCACCCUGGUGGACCUGCGCUGGCGUCUCAGCCUCUUCAUCUUCACGCUGGUCUACGUGGUCAACUGGCUCUUCUUUGGCUUUUUGUGGUGGCUGAUCGCACUGAUCCGAGGAGACCUUUUGCAUGCUGGCGAGGAGGGCUGGACCCCGUGCGUGGAGAACCUCAACAGUUUUGUCUCAGCCUUCCUUUUUUCCAUAGAAACAGAGACCACAAUUGGAUAUGGUUAUCGUGUCAUCACGGAAAAAUGCCCAGAAGGCAUCAUUUUGCUUUUGGUGCAAGCCAUUUUGGGAUCCAUCGUCAACGCCAUGAUGGUGGGUUGCAUGUUUGUCAAGAUCUCACAGCCAAAGAACCGCGCAGAGACCCUCAUGUUCUCACACAAAGCUGUCAUAUCGGUGCGAGACAACAAGAUGUGCCUGAUGUUUCGCGUGGGAGACCUGAGAAAUUCUCACAUUGUCGAGGCAUCAAUCAGAGCAAAGCUGAUCCGAUCCCAGCAGACCAAGGAAGGGGAGUUCAUCCCACUCAACCAGACGGACAUCAACAUCGGCUUUGACACGGGAGACGACCGGCUCUUCCUGGUGUCGCCGCUCAUCAUCUCUCAUGAGAUCAAUGAGAAGAGCCCCUUCUGGGAGAUGUCCUUGGCUCAAAUGGAGAAGGAGGAGUUUGAGAUUGUGGUCAUUCUGGAGGGCAUGGUGGAGGCCACAGGGAUGACAUGUCAAGCAAGAAGUUCCUACUUGGACACUGAGGUGCUUUGGGGUUACCGCUUCACCCCUGUCCUGUCCCUGGAGAAGGGCUUCUACGAGGUGGACUACAACAACUUCCAUGAGGUCUACGAGACCAACACGCCCAUGUGCAGUGCCAAGGAGCUGGCUGCCAAGCUGCGAGACGGACCGCUGUUGCCUCAGCUUCCCAUCCUAAGCCCAGAGCCCAUUAAGCACACCUUUGACCCCCUGAACCGCCUGUCCAGCCCAGAUCCCCUCACCCUGGAUGAGGAUAAGGAGGAGAGGGAGUCAGACAGAGGUGAGAAAAACGGCUCAGCUGCGGCGCUAGAGGACCCGCCGCUUCUGGAUGGACUGGCAGGCUGACGAGGACUGAGGCCAAUCACCAGACUGACUAGACUCGUGCUUCAUUUAGUCGAAGGCCAGCUUGUUCCAUCGCUUGGAUAUAAAAGGCAUCUUUCUUCGCCCACAGCUCGUGCAAUACUCCUCUGCUCAAGUGUCAAUCUAUAGUAUAGAUUGGGUUUUAGACACACAAGUGCACGUCCACUCGCCGGCCGGUGAUUCAGUGGCCUUUUUAUAAUGGCCACCACCACUAACUGCUCUCCGGGCUCAAGUUUCUUGGUAGCCACGACACCAGUCCCAUGGGCGCCUUCCAAAUACCCAUAAUCUCAUUCUACAGUGUUGAAUCUUCACGAUGAAUAUAUUAGCCAUAAUCCAACUCCAGUGUCUGAAAGCAGCUUGUUUGCUUUGGAUCUAUCUGAAAAUCUUUUUUUCUUUUAUCGUCUCCUGUACGUGUUAUUUCUCCGUGUCCCCUUCAACGUUUCAAUGCUUCCCUUUAAAUGACCACACUGUCAGGUCAGACACAGUUUUACUUGAACUAGCUUCCUCUGCGGGUACGAGUUGUGGGCCUGACUGAGUUUGCAGACUUGGGGAUGAGUGAGAGAUGAUGGAGUUGCUAUACCAUGAGAUCUCCCAGGGCUCCCGGCACUAGCGGAAGCUUUGACUUGUCUGCCUAACUAGGCGGCUGGUGACAGGUCAGCUCUGAAGGACUUGAAUCUGGCGUUGGUUCUUCAGGAUGGCGCCCGUGGAUGAUGAGCGUGACUGAUGCUAACGCAAAUUCAAUAACAUAGGAUUGUGGGAUUGAAAGUCAGAAACCAAUGAGUCGUGAUCAAACAGAACAGCAACACAUUCUCACUCCCAUGGCAUCGCAAAACACGACUAUGUGCAGCUGGACUUUUGUCCACGCUGAAGUCAGUCUUCCACCUGUGGUGUUUCUAUUGAGUCGAAUGUGACGUUCCUAAGGGACACCUCCUAACCACCCCCCAUGUCCAUGUCACGUUGUGUCUAUGCUACUGAAGUCACCGUGUCUAGAGCGCAGGAUUAGCGUGAGGCGCUGUCAGGAUAUGCCGUGGCAGGUGGAGCAUGUGUCUCACUUGAAAGCCAAAUGCAUCGACAUGUCAACAACAGAGACGACUGACUUCAGCAUGACUCUGAGACGGCAAAGUUCACUUGCAAAUGGCCUUGGGAGUGAGAAUGCGUUCCGGUCUGAUUGAGCAUGUUCUUCUGCCGGAACGGCUGCCGGUGGUGUCUUCCAUAGGUGAAGCCAGGCAUUAGCCAGAGACUCACAGUAGAACCACUCUGUCUGAAAGGAGCCGGUCGGGGUGAAACGUCACAUGCUUCCCUCCCUCUAGAGAUCUGUCACGUGGAAGGAGUCCGCAGAGACGAAGGACCAGAUGGGACGGUUACGUAAUCGCCGUAGCUUUCGGACAUCUAGGCGUCGGAGCUCUUGUGGCCAGUAUAGGGCAAACUUCUUUUUUUUUUUUUUUUACUUUGGGUGUGCAAGCACACGAUUGGCCUCCACAGUCGAGGAAGCAGUACCUCAUUUUCUACUCAUCAGGAUUAGAAAUCGACGAGAGCGGGGAAGACUGCCUUGGACAGAGAAUGAUGCUUCAGAUAAAAGUCCUGCUGUUGCUACAGUAACUAAACCAUGAAUUCUGAGCCCAUUCCUCGGCGCAUAAAGCACAAUUCCCCAGCAGGUGACCCCCACAGUGUCCUUACCACCCACUAAACCCACCGCUACCAACUGUGUGAGGCAUGUCAAGUCUAAUUCCAACUUCAAUUAUUCAUAUGAAAUAUUAACUUUUGAAUAAAAUGUUUAUGGUCUUUUCUUUUCCCUCCACAUAUAUGAAUAUUUCAAAUCCACAGGAGGAAAAACGUUCCACCUUUCUUUCCUGUUAGGACUUUUGCAAUUCAUUGAAGGAAAAAGAUACGGAUGUUAUGCAUCAAGCGAAGCAUUUCUUUGUUUAAUUGGACCUUAUUUCACUCACUGUUGUUCCAGAGAAAAUGAUUGAUAUAGUUUAUUUCCAUAAUGACCACCAAUUGUGACUGUUUUUGUUCCCGGCGGUGGGAAUAGCCUGAAGUAUUUUUAGACUUUUAUUUGAAUGGACAAACGUCAGAUCCUGCAUGCGUGAACCGACCCUUCCGUAGGGGAGUAAUUCAUGAAGAACUACAGGGUAUUUUCUAGGCAUGCAAAAAAGAUAUUUCUACAAUAUAUUAUCAGAUGAUGUAAUCGUAUCCAGAAAUGACUUAUCGAAAGGAAAAUGAUAUCCAGCCUCCCAGUUUCAUGUUGUUUUACAGAUGCUUGUUCGAUCCAUUCUCAUCACAUAUUUACUGUGUAUCCCACACAUUUGUCACUUGAGAGGUCAUCUUUUAUUACCCAACUGUCAUCUCUUCUUCUGUGUGUUCUCAUUGGAAUAAACAAACUA